Messenger RNA from Paramormyrops kingsleyae, 5746 nucleotides. RefSeq names its product PHD finger protein 19 (gene phf19). NCBI's taxonomy places the organism in Eukaryota, Metazoa, Chordata, Actinopteri, Osteoglossiformes, Mormyridae. Gene Ontology annotation, cellular component: nucleus. Gene Ontology annotation, biological process: negative regulation of gene expression, epigenetic. The record is from RefSeq and is a predicted model, not a curated record. Gene Ontology annotation, molecular function: chromatin binding; DNA binding.
UUAUCAGCGAGCUGGUCUUUCGCAUGUUUGCGCCGAGUUUAGCUCUGCUCGGGGAGUAGUCGGCUAGCAGUUUGCCGGCGUGCUAGCGGACCGCUUAGCUUAGGUGAACCGCGCACCGCCCGCAGCUGGCUACUAGUUAGCGGGCUGCCGGAUCAUUGAAAUGCGGGCUGGCUCUCUGAUUCACGCCUUUCCCCCCAUUGAUAGCGGCAUUGAUGCAGUAAAUCACGGUUUGCCAGACUCGUACUUUCGCGUUGGAAAUGCCCGCAGCUCCGGUGGUGUUGGUGUGCUCUCAGCCCCCUUAUUAGGCAAUUUUUUUUUAAACUUUGUGACAAGAAAACUUUGUUAGUCCUCCGGUUAUCUGGCUGCCCUGUUCUCCGGUGCCAGCGCUUCUAGUGAAGACAAACAGGGAAGUGAAGGUGUGAAUGGACAUCAGUAUGUUGGAGUCCUACAGGGAUAUGUACUGCUCUGCAGGACACGAGCAGCUGGAGCCUAAGCAGUUACCCCAGAACAGGGCCAGGAACUACAUGGAACUGGAGAAAAGCCUGACUGAGGGGCAGUACGUCCUGUGCCGAUGGUCCGACGGCUUGUACUACCUGGGCAAGAUCGUGAGAGUAAGUGCUUCCAAACAGAGCUGCUUUGUCACCUUUGAAGACAACUCCAAAUUCUGGGUUCUGUGGAAGGACAUUCAGCAUGCUGGUGUUCCGGGGGAGGAACCCAAGUGUUAUGUGUGUUCUGGUAUGGUGCUGAUGUCCGACAACAAGAUCCUCAUCUGCGGCAAGUGUGGCAUAGGAUACCACCAGCAGUGCCAUCUGCCGCGGGUAGAGAGCCCACUGGAUUCGUCACCCUGGUUCUGCAGGAAAUGCAUCUUUGCCUUGGCCGUGCGGAAAGGGGGCGCUCUGAAAAAGGGUCCCAUAGCCAAAGCUCUCCAGGCGAUGAAGCAGGUGUUGACCUAUAACCCAGGCGAGCUGGAGUGGGACUCGCUGCACAGGACCAAUCACCAGCAGUGUUACUGCUACUGUGGGGGACCUGGGGAGUGGUACCUGAAGAUGCUGCAGUGCUUCCGGUGUCAGCAGUGGUUUCACGAGGCCUGCAUCCAGUGUCUGCAGGAGUCCAUGAUGUUCGGAGACAGGUUUUACUUGUUCAUCUGUGCAGUGUGCAAUAAAGGGGUGGAGUACAUCAAGCGCCUGGCCCUGAGAUGGGUGGACGUGGUGCACCUUGCCCUCUACAACCUGGGCGUCCAGAGUAAGAAGAAGUACUUUGAGCUGGAGGAGAUCCUCGGCUUCGUCUCCACCAACUGGGAGCAUUUCCAAUUGGGCAAGCUUUCCAAUACUCCAGUGACUGAGAGGACCCAGCACCUCCUUGAUGCUCUCAACAACUAUAAAAGCAAGUUUCUCUGCGGGAAGGAGAUCAAAAAAAGGAAAUGCAUCUUCCGUCUGCGGACGCGCGUUCCCCCCAACCCCCCCUCGAAGCUCUUCCCCGAGAGGGUGCCUGGCGGUGAGGCAUGGGAGGGGCACAAGAGCAGCCGCGGCAAGAACAGCACGGUGCCACGAGAGUUCUUGCCUCAGAAGAGGAGGAGGAAGAAGAAGAAGAAGAAGAGAUCCAAGUGGCUGCUGGAGGAUGCCAUCCCCAACAAUGAUCUGACGUCUUCCUGGAGCUCCAACCAUCACAUGGCCAGCAUCUUCGACUUCACGCUGGACGAGCUGCAGAGCCUAAAGAGCACUAGCUCUGGCCGGACCUUCAGUUUGGACCUGGACUCCACAGACGCAGCAAGCACUUCCGGGUCGGCCACCACAAGCGUGUCCUAUGAUUUCCGGAAGAACGUGGGCAGCAGGAAGAGGAAGCUACGUACCUCUAGCUAUGCCAUGCUCGCCAGCAGGAAGGCCGCGGCCGAGAGCGAGCUGGGCCAGGGGGCCUUGGAGUCCGAGGACACCCCCGAGGCACUCGACGGCGCCAUCGACAGCCACACCUUCGAGAGCAUCAGCGAAGAUGACUCGUCCCUGUCCCACCUCAAGUCCUCCAUUACCAGCUACUUUGGGGCAGCCGGGCGGCUCACCUGCGGCGAGAGGUACCAGGUGCUGGCUCGCCGAAUCACCGCCGAGGGAAAGGUGCAGUACCUCGUGGAGUGGGAGGGCACCACACCCUACUGACCCAGCUGGAGAAACAGCUGCCAGAGGGUGGCAUGCAGUUUAAAAAUCCCAAGGGCUCCGCUAAUAAAUUGACUUCCUUUUCUCCACCUUUUAUUUUUUUUUUUUUUGCUUUUUUCUUCCGUCUUUUAAAACUUCACCACUUCUGAGCCUUAGGUCUCUGGGCACGUUCUGUAAUGUAUUCACAGAAAGCAUCGCACAGCCCCUCCUCUUCAUAUCCUGUUAGAGGAACACGUCAGAGGUAUUGGCAAGGGUAUGUGAUACGCUGCUGCCCCCUAGUGGGCAGAAUGAGCACCAGCACCGUGCCGAUUUUUUUGCUAAUGGUUGAUCAUGUGACUGCUCUUUUGCUUAUCUUGAAAGCCAUUGAGAAAUGGUGUCAUGAAACAACAAUGCAAUUUGUAAGUGGUGGAUUUAAACUGAGCCUUUUGAAAUGAUGUCCCUAAAGAGUGGGACAAUCUCUACACAUUUUCCUCCCUGAAAAGACCCACACCAGAACAAGUCAUAUUGCUAUACCCCCCCAGAGAAUCACCAUGAUGGUAAUAUCAUUAAAACAGAAAACUAUUUGGAAAUUCAAAAGCAAGAACCAUCUGCGGUUCUUGAACUACUACAGGAAGAGAAAGCUGCCGUAUGAAGUGACAGAAUUGUCAGAAUUAUUGGGAUGCUGGAGUAACGUGUGCACUUUGGAUGGGGAACUUCAGCAGCUCUCUAGUACUCAGCCUGCAUGGGGCUUGUGGCACUGAUGCUUGGAUCAUGUGCUUCUACUCUGUGAUGACCCUCAGCUCCACUUCGGAGCGUGGGAUGCCGGAGUGAGAUGCCCCAUUUCGCUGUGGGUUUGUGCUCUCAUGCUACUUCCCGCACUGCAGCCUUGUUAUGUUUGAGGUAACCAUGGUGAACUCGUGUGUUUAUGAUGCUGCAUGUCUUUCUGGGUAUUUCAGCAGCUUUUCUUUUGGCAACAGGGGGCAUCGUUUGAUGCAGCACAAACGUAAGAACUUAGGACGUCCUGUUACUUGUGUUUAAUGGCGGCCUUUCACACGUCUUCCUCCAUGUUUGCUGUUACUCUAUCAGGGGCAGGCUAGUGUAUGGUAAUCCCCAGAUUUACGCUUCUCUCAGUUCCCUCGACUUCUCAUGAAUCUACCAGAACUUGAUGUUUAUUUCAGUUGCAGUUUGAUCUGGACCCUUUUCUGAAAGGAGCUUCUGUUCUAGCACCCUGAGUCUUUUGGGUGUAUGAAUUUUGAUGUGGCAAUUUCAGGAAGCGAUAAAAGCAGGAAGACCAAAGGAAUGUGGAUUUUGUGUGGAGAAGCCUUGGUUUAGUAUUUCCAUUGUUUAUUAUUUUUUUAUUUUAUUUUGGCUGGGCCACUUACACAUGAUGUCAUGUCCUUAAAGGACACAGUGACUUGUCUGAAAGACUAAUGUGGAGUCUUUUGCUGUUUAAAUAAAGAUCUCCUCACCAAAAUACAAGAGUAGUAGUUGACCUCAAGGUAGGACAAUACUUUGUUUGUGUAAUUUAGUGUCAUCUAUUAUAGAGUAUAAAUAACAAAAAUAACAAUAGCUUAUUUAGUGCUAUAUCUUAUUUGAAAUCCUUUGAAGGAUUGCUGUACCAGUCAGGAAAAUCUGUUAAUACUUUCCCCUGUUCAUUUAAUACUUUCCCCUGUUCAUUUCCAAAUUUCUACUUUCCCUUUUUUGUUUUUUGCAUCCUCUUUUCAAGGUUUUUUAUUUUUAUACAAAUACCCCUUUGUUUUUAUGGUUAAAUAUUUCACACUGGGCUAACAGGGAAAAAAAAAACGUUCUUCCCAUAGCCUUGUGAUGCACAUUUCUGCUCGUUCUAGACACCUUUCUGUGAAGGCACUGUACCUUCACACCCCACACCUGUUUCUUCCAGUAUCUGUGUGUCGUGACUUGCUAUUCUGAUUGGAUUGCAGUGUGUACAUGAAUUAAAAAAAAAGCUACACUAUGGCACAUCUCAUCAUUGCUAUGAGUCAAAUCGUUUGUUUGCUUUGUUGCACUAUUUAAGACACUUGGCUUCAUCUAUGCAAUCUGAUUUAAAGGUACUUGUAAGACCAAAGCAGUUUUUAAACACAUUUCAGAAAUUAUUACACACUGACAAAAAUCGUUGUUUACCCCCAUUGUUUAAUGUAUGCAGUUUGUCCCAUCUAUUACCUUUUAAGCACUUACUUUGCUGAAAAUUACAGUAUGACUGUAAAUUUAAAGUAAAACAAAAUCUAAAUAUUUAUGUCUAUUCUGAUCUAUUUUGAAAAGCUUUUUGUCUGUUAAUUUCAGUAUUUGAUUUUUUUUUAUCCAAAUAUUUUGUUUCCAUAUAAGCCCUGAUUAUUAUUUUAAAAGGCAUAAACAGCAUGUGGUUUAUGCUUGAUGUAUGUAGUAUUUAAAUUGAAGACAAUGAGAGGAUGUUAAACAGUAUAAACUGUCUAACAAUUUUUUUUUUUUUGUAACAAACAUGUAACAAACUAAGCUUAUAUAUAAAAACCUUGUGUUUCUUUCCAUUUCCUACUUUGCUUGUUAGAACAAGUUUGAACCAUAUCUCCUAUUACCCAUUUAAAGCAUUUUUAAAACCAGGCUGUAUAUUAUGGUGGUAAUUUGACUUUCAUUGUAAAGACUGUUGAAAGCACAGUAAACUCACCAUGUUAGCAUACACGUUUGCAGUUUUAAAUCUCAAUAUUGCAAAUAUUAUUUUCUUUCUCUUUAUGAAUACAUGUAAAUGAAAAUGUUUUUUUUUCACAACCACUCCAUUAGUAUUCAUAUUUUUACAUUAAAAUACUACAUGUCAGCAUGUUUUUGAAUGUUACUUCUGACCCAUUAUGUUUGAUAUGUCUUACAUGCAUAAAAUACAUUUGUGGACAAUUGUCUGUGGUGUCAAAGGUGAACCAAAAGAAAAUGUUGUGUGGCCUAAGAGCCAGCAGAGGGUGGCAAAGAGCACAUAGAGAGAGUGACGUCAAAUUGGGAAAUAAACUGAUUGUCAGAAGGUGCACUUGGGUGCGUUGAGAAAGUCUCAAUUUUUUCUGUCAAAAGCUUCCUGGUGAAAACUUACAAUGCCGAAUUAUCCCUUCUCCAAAUCGUGAUAUCCAAGGUUACACAAAAGUUACAGAAACCUAGCUACAGUUAAUAAGCUUUAAAUAUACAUUUUCAGCAACAUACACUAGGAUGCUACCACAUCAAUAUUGUUACGCCUUUCUCUUCUGUCUGAUUUGCCUAUAAGACUCACUGAACCAAUUCCACCUGUGUAUUACAUUAUCUUGUUGCAAGACGUAAAUUUGUGUUACACCUUGUGAUUUCGUACUGACCCUGAGCAGUUCUAACAAGUUAAAGAAUCCUGUAGUAUUAAUUGGAUGUUUGGGAAGGGCGAGCUGAUUUUUUUGUUAGAGAAAUCCAAUGUAUUUAUGUAAACAAAUCACCCAAGAAAAGCUCCUAACAAUAAUCAAGCUGAUGUUCAUCUUUUCUGAAUGCCACAUAAAAUGUAUCUGUGGUGUGCCUAAUGUUUUUGGUUUUUUUUCCUUACAGAAAGAAAGAAAUUACCAUAGAUGACACAUAGUUUUGAGUUGUAUUUGCAUAGUUCAGUUAGGCCGUUAAAUAAAAUACAGCAUUUGAAA